AUGGCCCAAAUCAAAGGACUCGACGCCCACGAUCGCCCUCCAGAGGCCAUUCGACAAUGCUACAAGAAGUACUCCAAGCUCCCCUUGUCCGAAGUCGACAAUGACUUGGGCAUUCUGGAUCUGCAGAAAGUAGAUCCCGAGAACUUGCCCACAAGCCUCACGGUCUCACAAUACAAGUCGAGUCAGGACCUUCGAGUUGCAUUUGACGAUUUCGUUCGAGGAGCGCAUCCACCCCAGGUCGAGGAAGCUCCUUUGGUCGAGAAUAUUCCGGUUUACACCCACAAUGACAUUUCCGGUCUUCUGAUGAUCCCUGCUCUGUUCCCACCCACUAUCCAAACCGAGUUGCUGUCCCGCCUAUUCCACCGAGACCUGCCCAAUCCCGAACACAAGACCAAUCUGCAUUUGCAUUAUGAGGUCACCUACCCGGAAGGAUCGAACACCGACGAGACCAGGACGUCGUUUUUUGCAGAUGACACAAUGCGCGAGCUACAACCCAAAGAACCGCAGAUUCACAAACCCUUGACUAUCCAGAGUGUACUGGACAAGAAACUCCGCUGGGUCACCUUGGGAGGCCAAUACGAUUGGACUGCCAAGGUCUACCCAGAAGAAGCUCCGCCGCCUUUCCCACAAGAUAUUUCGAAGCUACUGCGGGCUGCAUUUCCCGAAACUGAGGCCCAGGCAGCGAUCUUGAAUUUAUAUUCUGCGGGGGACACUUUGAGCGCCCAUCGAGACGUGAGUGAGGAUUGCGAUGUCGGAUUGAUCAGUGUGAGCUUCGGGUGUGAUGGACUGUUCCUCAUAAGCCAUGAUAACGGGAAUGGCUGCGAGAUCAUUCGCCUUCGAUCAGGAGAUGCUGUUUACAUGAAUGGUACCUCUCGUUUUGCCUGGCAUGGCGUUCCCAAGAUCCUGCCGUCCACUUGUCCUGCUUGGCUAGCAAAUUGGCCAUCUCUCGAAGAGGAUAUCCCAGGCUCUCCGCCAGGUCCUUAUUCGAUGUGGAGAGGCUGGAUGUCCGGCAAGCGAAUCAAUUUGAACGUGCGGCAAAUGACCGCUCACCCAAAUUCAUGA
Messenger RNA from Penicillium argentinense, 1062 nucleotides. It is a transcript of the gene alkB, whose product is annotated as oxidoreductase, 2OG-Fe(II) oxygenase family. Gene Ontology annotation, cellular component: nucleus; cytoplasm. The coding region runs from base 1 to 1062 and encodes 353 amino acids. The record is from RefSeq and is a predicted model, not a curated record. Lineage: Eukaryota; Fungi; Ascomycota; Eurotiomycetes; Eurotiales; Aspergillaceae. The transcript is spliced from 2 exons.